Messenger RNA from Lineus longissimus, 789 nucleotides. Its product is annotated as germ cell nuclear acidic protein-like. Bases 1 to 789 code for a protein of 262 amino acids. The record is from RefSeq and is a predicted model, not a curated record. The transcript is spliced from 3 exons. NCBI's taxonomy places the organism in Eukaryota, Metazoa, Nemertea, Pilidiophora, Heteronemertea, Lineidae.
AUGGCCGACGCUGGGCCAAGUGAUGUGAGUUCAUAUGCUGAUACUGUUGCUGCUGAUGUCAGUUUGGCUAAUGGUGAUGGUGAUGAUGACGUCCAACCCCAAAGCCCAGGUGAUAAUAAUGAUGCUCAUGCUGGUGACCAUGUCAGUUUGACUGAUGAUGAUGAUGAUGUCCAUGACGUCCAACCCCAGAGCCCACGUGAUGACAAUGAUGCUGCUGAUGUCAGUUUGACUGAUGAUGAUGGUGAUAAUGACGUCCAACCCCAAAGCCCAGGUGAUAAUAAUGAUGCUGCUGAUGUCAGUUUGGAUAACGCUGAUGGUGAUGAUGACGUCCAACCCCUAAGCCCAGGUGAUAAUGAUGCUACUGAUGUCAGUUUGGAUGAUGCUGAUAAUGAUAAUUAUGACGUCCAACCCCAAAGCCCACGUGAUGAUACCGAUGCUACUGAUGUCAGUUCGGAUGAUGCUGAGGUGUCUUCUGAUGCUCAGGCAUAUGAUGUGAACUCAAUUAGCAGUGGUGGUUAUAGUGAACAUGAAGAACUGGGUGACUCGUCAGGAGAUGAAGGUGACCAUGAUCAGCCGUUAUCACGAUCUCCUGAACACAAGCAAGAUAAGAGAAGACGGGAUGACUUGACUCUGCUCAGACUAUACCCGGACUUUCUUCUUGGUCCUGAUGGAUUCUUGUGUCGGGUCUGCUCCGCCUUUGCCCCACCUGCAGACAGGAACAACAAGUUAUUAAAACCAUUUAUUUCAACAGGCUCAGAUUUGGGGGAUCACCUUCAAAAUUGCAUUUGA